UCAAUGAAUGAAAACGAUGGCUUUUUUUUUUGUAACUUUUAGCUUGUGUCUCGAUUAUAUCAGAUACCUCGCCUACUUCAUUUAUUUAUGUGUUUUUUUUUUCUGUUUUGUUUUUGUUUUUCUUAAGUACAGUUAUGCAAUCCCGUCGUUUAUGAUUUGUUUUCAGCUCGAAAGACGGUUAGACACACAGAAACCAACAAGCCCUGACAAAACACACACAGCAGCUCUCUCAAUGCAGGCAGAGAGGUUUCGACAAAACACGACACACCUGCCUAAUUACCUGCUCGAUACCGUUACAGGGCUUCCCAAACCCGGUCCCGGGCCCCCUCCGCUGUGUCUGCUGGCUCUCACUCCAGCCGAGAUCUCAAUUACUCAGCUAAUCCCUUAAUUGAACCGACAAUUCGCCUAAUUAGACCCGUUUUCCUUGUUUUCAGCUUUUAAAAACAGCUGCAGAAAAGUUAGCCGCAACAUUCUGUAAGUGGCUUGAACUCUGCAGCUGGGUUUUUUUUUUAAGAGCUAAAAACAAAUACAAAGGUCUAAUUAAGCAGAUGGUUGAGUGUUUGAGAGCUGUGGACCUGGGUUGGGAAAUCUUGUGUUAGGAUCUCGCUUCGAAAUCCAGAAAAAAAAAAAAACAACAAAAAAAAUAAGCUCUCCGACAAAGCGGUUUUGUUUUUUACCCGAGAGGGUCGUGCGCUGACACGUCGCUGCUGAACGCUUUAAAUACCAAGUUUGCCUUAAAUAUGUGUAAAAAAAAAAAAAAACUACAAGAAAAACGUGACCCACUAACCGGGUCGCGUUAUUCUCCAAAUAAAUAAAACGUUAAUUCAGCUGCUUGUAAAACAUGAAAUGGACCGGACUGCUCUGCAACGGGAGUCUUAUUGCGAUCCCUUUUGUAUUAUGAGCAAUGUUUGGUUAAGCUGUAAUAUCAAUUAUAUAUGAAUCGUUUCCAAGAAUGUUUUGUGUCGUAAUAUUUAUGCACUGUACAGAACGCCAUGACGUCAUGCAAGAAUAAAUCCUGGAUUUAUUAAAAUCAGAGCCAGCGUUGCAUGAUGUCACAGUGCAUGGAACACCGUGACGUCACGUAGGACCAGACCAUGGGUUUGAAUAUAAACAAUGACGUCUUUGUCGUGCCGUCAAACCCCUGUAAAUACCUCCAAAGUUUUGAUUCAAACACAGGCUCCACUUGAGAAAGAGAUUUGCUCUGAGUUAACACACACACACACACACACACACACACACACACACACACAAUCCACUAUGGGAAUAUGACCCCUCUUCCUUUCCCAUUUGCAUGUAAAUACUCUGGUUAAAUGUUAUUGAUUGAUAGUGUGUAAUUUUCUGUAGAAAAACACCAGCACGCUGCAGUUCUCUAACUGUACUCUAGAGGGUGACAGAUCCCAUUGCAAACUGACCCUCAGGUGAGCAAAACCAAAGCCGGUGUUGGACCAAAGCAUUCGCAGCUACUCGGCUAUUCUCGAAUGCUUUAGGUCGGCCUCAAUGUAUAUAUAUCAAUACAUGUUUGCAUUUUAAGGUAGCAGGAUAACAACACCUGGUUUCAAAGCCGUUGUAUUCGUUGACUUCAUUCCAGUCCACCUUAAGCGGACACCUCGCCAGCUGCCCGCGUGUUUGACGUGAGGGUUGACCAAUGGCUCACGCAGAGCGGCCCGCUUGCGCCAAUCAGCGCGGAGAGUGGGCGGGCUCGGUGACGCGCGGUCAGCUGGUUUUUAAAGGGGUCUGGUCGGAAUCAGCUGACUAAUCCGGGUUCGGUGUCUGUUCUGCUAUAGAAACACGUUUUGAAUUAUUUUAGAUUAUUACCGGAUAAAUAAAUAAAAUGAACGAAAGCCAGGCUCUGUUUGUGGGCGAGGACAGCAAGUCAGUCUCUGUGGAUCUCCACUAUGACUCCCGGCUCCAGGUGGAGAUUUCGGACGCGGUCAGCGAGCGGGACAAGGUCAAGUUCACCGUCCACACCAAGACUAGCCUGCCUCGCUUCAAGAGAGUGGAGUUCUCUGUGGUCAGACAGCACGAGGAAUUCAUCUGGCUUCACGACACUUACCUGGAAAACGAAGAUUACGCUGGGAUCAAACACUCAAUCCCUCCUGCGCCCCCCAAGCCAGAUUUCGAGGCGUCCCGAGAGAAGCUGCAGAAGCUGGGGGAGGGCGACGGCACGAUGACCCGCGAGGAGUUCGCCAAGAUGAAGCAGGAGCUGGAAGCGGAGUACCUGGCGAUCUUUAAGAAGACCGUGGCGAUGCAUGAGGUGUUUCUGCAGAGACUGGCUGCGCAUCCCGUACUGAGGAGAGACCACAACUUCUACGUGUUCCUGGAGUAUGAUCAAGACCUGAGCGUACGAGGGAAGAACAGGAAGGAAAUCUUCGGGGGGUUCUUCAAGAACAUGGUGAAGACCGCCGACGAAGCCCUAAUUGCCAGCACGUCCGGGCUAAAGGAAGUGGACGAGUUCUUUGACCACGAGAGGACCUUUCUCCUGGAGUACCACGUCAGGGUGAAGGAGGCCAGCUUGAAGGCUGACCGGAUGACCAGGUCUCACAAAAAUGUAGCUGAAGGAUACAUCCCUGUUUCAUCUGCUUUGAGCAGCCUGGGGACCCAGGAAAGCAGCUCUGUCAACAGGAACUUUCUGAAACUUGCAGAGCUGUUUGAGAAACUCCGGGUAAGAAUUCAGAAACCU
Molecule: messenger RNA, 2680 nt
Organism: Polyodon spathula (Mississippi paddlefish)
Lineage: Eukaryota; Metazoa; Chordata; Actinopteri; Acipenseriformes; Polyodontidae
Product: sorting nexin-32-like
Exons: 9
Cellular component (GO): endosome
Molecular function (GO): phosphatidylinositol binding
Source: RefSeq, a predicted model, not a curated record